ACACAUCACUGCCGCCAUGAGAGCAUCGCUUACUGACACCAUCGUGUGCUCACUUCAAUAAGAAUUCUAGGAUUCCAGUAAAACAAUUUAAUAUUCUACGCGUCUACACCGUGCGGUUUUGUGUUUCUUUUUCGUUUGUACAUACAUAAACUCGAUUGGAUUUGUAUUUUAAACCAUUCACUCUUCCUCAACGUUUUUCCUCUUUGAUCCUCAGAUUUAAGUUCUCGGAUUUUGAGUACUUUCUAUUGUGUUUUUAUUUUGUUUUCUUAAUUUUUUUUUUGUAAAAUCUGUUGAUGAGGCAUAUUAUUGCUGUAUAAACGAAAUUACACAUGUUUCGACGAAACACUUUGACGCCAGGCAAGGGGCGAAUGAGCCUGGAUAUGUUUUCGGCAAACGAUUUCAUUACCUGGGUGGACGGAAUUAAACAGAAGGCAAACCAGGGUGUGAAUUCUCCUUCCGUAACAAAUUCACAACAGUCCAAACAUCAUCGGCCCUCACGUCUUUCUUAUGUUCAUAUCUGGGAUGAAGACGCUGACGCCUCUAUGUCCAGUGAGGUACACCAGACAUUCAUUUCUAAUGAGACCGAGGAAGAUGAAAUGCAAGACCAUACUCUUUCGUACUCUCCCUCUCAAAUACAUGAAACUGAGCCCUUUGCCGAAUCAUUUUCCAGCAACAAUAGUUCCCUAUCCACCGCCGCAGCCAUUACUGCCUUUGCACAAAAGUCCAGGGAAGAACCAAUUACUGACGUUAUUGAGAUCGAUAGCGAAGAGUCUAUUCACUACGAUAUCGAGACUCGCGAGCCGUCCCUCGACAGUCCCGAAUCAACGUUCUUCCAACAAAGGACAAAAAACUUCUUAGAGGUUUAUCAUGAAGAUGAAACCUUAAAAUCAAUACACAAAACACCUACACGAGAAAAUUCAACAUCCUCCCACUCCCCGCACUCAGAUGCCUCUCUUCAUGAGAGCACAAACAUUUUCCUAGAUCAUGAACGACCUGCACACCCUCUCAUAAGUGAUGACGGUGAAUUGGAAAGCCAAGAAUUUGCAAGUACACUAAAGAGUUUUGCGCGAGGGAAGCUUUUGGACUAUGAUGACUCGUUAGUCGAAGUGGAAGAUACAUUUUCCAGGUUACAAAAAGUCUCAAACAUUUCUCUUCAUUACACUACCGACUCCGUUCACUUGGAUGAGGACGAGGAAGAUUUCGUGAAAGAAACUCGCUCUGUCACAGCGUCUUCAUCCUCUCAUUACGAGGAACGUGCUAGUGGAUUCUACGACGAAGACGAUGUUGAAAACAGGGAGAAUGAGUAUGAGGUUGAGGAUGAUCCGGAGGCUUCGCAGUUUCUCGCAUUUCUUCAAGAAAGCCAUACUCUAGCAUCACCCAUGGCGGUCGGCACAAAGCGAUCUCAUGCCUCUGUUGAUGUCUCUUUCACGGACAUUUACCUUGAAGAUUCUUCUCAUAACGAGCUAUAUAAUCAUGAAGUCGCGAUUCCGAGAGCUCUUCGAAAGCGGCGACGCCAACGGUGACACACGGAAGUUCCUUUUUUAAACAAGCAAACCGACUUAGGACUCCUCCGCCUAAAACGAAAAAACAAAUUUAGAACGUCACCAGGCAUUGCAAUUCUUGUGAAAAAUCUCUUCCCUUCCCCAAAACAAUUGAGCAAUUUGAUGGGUUCAAAUAACCUUUCAAUAGUCUCGUCACACCGUUUACGGAACCCCGUUGAAAUACUCUCAAUACACACAUUAUUGUACACUUUAUUAUAAAUUAAUAACGAGGGGGUUGCUGUUUUGUACGAUUACGAAAAAAAGGAUGCGUGAUACAAUUGUACAAUGGAAUACAUCGCUCAUUUAACAUCAUUAUGUAGGAAAAAAGAACAUAAGUUACAAAAAAUGAAAGAGAAGAGUGAAGAGACUCAUUUUGUGCCAAAACCAGCAGUCUCUUCAAUAGCAAGCGUUAGUUUGCGAUCUAGCUGCUGCUUUGUUUGAUACGGCGGAAGGUCAAGGCGAUUAAAACUGAAACAGGUUAGUAAUGAAAUAAAUUCACAAAUCUGAUCACGUACCAUGUAUGAGCAUGAGGG
This is a messenger RNA of Schizosaccharomyces japonicus yFS275, 2074 nucleotides long. RefSeq lists its product as hypothetical. The transcript has a single exon. Lineage: Eukaryota; Fungi; Ascomycota; Schizosaccharomycetes; Schizosaccharomycetales; Schizosaccharomycetaceae. Bases 330 to 1523 code for a protein of 397 amino acids. The record is from RefSeq and is a predicted model, not a curated record.